AUGGUGGUCCACCCUGAGAGUAAUUCUCAGGAUGAAAGUCAUAUAGCGCGAGAAGAUGGUGGUAUCGAAGCGCAGACUCAAAAAGGUUCAGGAGUACUUAACGUCGUGAUUUCUGGACUGGCUUUAUUCAGUGAUGGCUACAAUGCACAGAUUACUGACGACUUGCGCUGUGAUUUAGUCGGUUAUAUGGAGCCGCUGUUCUCUGUCCUAUACAAAAGCACGAUGUCUGUAACCAUAAAAUCUCGCCUGUCAAACUCCUUUCUGAUCGGAGAAAUAUUCGGAAUGGUUUUCUUUGGAGCCUUGAUUGAUCGGGUGGGCCGACGAACGGGUGUUGUUGCAGCCACAUCGUUUUUGGUUUUAGGCAUCGCUUUGGCAGCAGCAGCGCAUGGGACAUCCGAGCUGGGUAUGUUUUGGAUGAUGAUAGUUGCCCGUGGCGUGGCUGGCUUUGGGGCCGGUGGUGAAUAUCCGGUUUGCGCUACCAGUGCAACGGAGGCAGCGGACGAGACAGCCAGUCUGCGGCGAAAAAGAGGGUUUCUGGUGGCAUCGACGACCGAUUUUGCAAUUGACCUGGGUUUUGUUUCCGCUGGUAUCGUCGCUCUGAUCGUCCUUGCUUGCUAUCAGCAAGAGGUCCGGGGAGGAGUAUGGCGAGUGUGUUUUGGAAUUGGGUUUGUGCUUCCGCUUGUUAUUUGCUUCUUUCGGAUUCGUAUGAUCAAUUCAACCCAGUACCGGAAACACGCGAUCAAAUCACAAUAUCCGUACUGGCUUAUCUUGAAAAGAUAUUGGAAGCCGAUGCUUGGAACCUCCCUUGCCUGGUUUUUCUACGACUUUGUCACCUAUCCGUUCGGGAUCUUCUCGUCGACCAUCAUCUCCCAGUUGAUGGCGGACAAUUCGACGGUCCAGAAUAUUGGGUACGGGGUAAAUGCAAAGACAUAUCCUCUUUCCGUGAACCAAAUAACGCUAAUUUUAGAUGGGAAGACCGUAAUCAACUGCUUCAACCUUCCUGGUUGUCUCCUGGGCGGACUGCUCAUGGAUAGAAUUGGCCGCAAGCAAAACAUGACCCUGGGAUUCUUGAUCUGGGCUAUUUGGGGUUUUAUCCUCGGCAGCGCUCUGCGUCCCAUCCAGAGCGUCUUCCCGCUAUUCGUCGUGAUGUACGGCAUCUUCAUGGCCCUAGGCGAGAUGGGCCCCGGGGUCUCAACAUUCCUCUGUGCCGCGGAGUCCUUCCCUACGCCUCUGCGAGGCCAUUUCCUGGGUCUGGCCGCCGCAGUGGGCAAAGCCGGAGCGUCAAUCGGAACCGAAGUUUUUACUCCAAUUCAAAACUCCUUCGACUCGACGGCCAAGGGCCAACAAGCAGUGUUUCUGAUCGGUUCUGCAUUCGCCUUGGUGGGCGGACUCAUCGCGUGGUUCUUAAUCCCCGAUAUGUCCCGAGAAUUGGAGACCGAGGAUGCUAGAUUCAAGGCUUAUUUGGAGGAGAAUGGGUACGAUAUUGGUCACUAUGGGGAUGCUUUGCAGUCGGCCGCGCUUCGUCGGAAUGGCACGCUGCAGUCCUGCGAGCCUUGCCGCAAAUCCAAAUUGCGCUGCGACCAUGGAAGACCUGUCUGCGGGCGAUGUAAAACGAAGAACAUCGCUGCUCGUUGUUUCUAUCAUCCUGCGCCCAUGACAAAGCGAACGGUCUCGAGCCGUGCAAGUCCUAUCCCGGCGACGGGAAGACUGAUCAGUCAGUCCAGCUCGAAUGCUUCGAGUCCGGGAUCUGCUAUAGAUGGCCCUCGACUUCGCGCGACGGUGGAAUCCCCGGCAACCCUCCCUGGCUAUCUCGGAUCGACCAGCUUUUCGGCGGUUCUCGCAGAACAUCCGAGUGAGCUGUCGUUUGAACUACCGGCCAACAACGUUGCCUCAGGGUCGUCCACCCGAGUCGUGGACCCCAUCCGAUUCCAAUCGGGCAUUGACAUCCUCAAGCUCCUCAGCGAGCUCUCGAUUUGUGACUCGCUCAUACGGAAGUACUAUUCGCGAAAGUUUUGCGUAGUCAUCCCGGUCGUGAUGAUUGAGGCGAUCAUGCGGUCGGUCCGAGGCAUUCUAGGCGGUUUAGAUUUCACCGGUGCGAUGGAUAGGCAGAUUCACGACCUGGUCCACCAGAUUUUCCAAAAUACUACCCGACCAGUGACGGUGAAUGCUGCCAUGACCGUCGACGACUAUUGUGCCUUGUUCACGGGGCGAAACCUUCGAUGGGAGGCCGUGGGGAUUAUUUUCGCAACCUCGGGCAUCGCGUUGAUGUCCACCCCUGAGACAGACCCAGACGUCGCUCAGGUGGCAGCUGACAGCCGGGCGAGAGAUCGACUGCGGGCACAAAUUGUCGAUGCGAGCUCUACAUGUCUCAGUUUCUGUGAUCAGGUAGCGUCGGUCAGUGAGCUGUUGGGGUUUUGCCAGUACAAUGAUGUGAUGCUGAGGACGCAGCAAUUUGGCGAUUCCAGCUAUCUAGCAUGGCGUCGCCUGGGCGACUUAUCCGCGACCGUGUACGCUGCCGGAGUUCACCAAGACAGUGGUCAGUCCGACGACAGCCCCUUCUUCCUGCGCCAAUGGAGAAGAAUAUUCUUUGCGUCGGCAUUCUAUGCAGAUAAAGCUAUCGCAACAUUUGUGGGGAGGCCUCCCUUGAUCAACUACCGAUAUUGCACCCUGACACCUCCGCUGGACCUCAACGAGGAUAUACUCAUCGCCGGGGGAGACAAUCUCACCCGCGCAAUCUCGGAACUAGAUAUCAACGGAUGGGGAUCGCACAGAAUUAGUUACCGAGCUGCGGUAAUCAGACUUCGAUUUUUACUAGCAACGUUCCGAGAGGAGGCUCUUGAGAUUGCUCUGGGCACCUACGACCAUUGGGAUCUUGUGCAAAAGUCUAAUCAGAUUAUCGAGAAAGCACGAGCGACCUGGGAAGCAGCCCCGGCGUAUCUACGAUUUGAUGCCCAGGCGAAUGAUUCCGAUGCCGAGGCUUUCCCGGCGUCUUUCUCAAUUCUGAAUAUGUACCUGGACUAUCUGUAUUCCGUUUUCCUUCUCCAGAGAUCACUGGUCAAACGCACAAACACCGGACAGGAAGCGUUGUUGGAAACGUCUCGACGGGUUUUAUCUAUCAUCAUCACCGUCACCGCCGACCGAGACCCUAUGUCGGAUAUGAGCAGGCAUUAUUCCUGGCUGAUCCUCUACUACGGACUCCCCAGUGCCAGCGUCCUCACGUUAGAGCUCCUUCAUCAGACCCAGGACGCGGGACCCAGCUCCAUCAAGCUGCCACGCGCUGAGCUCAUCCGGAAUUUGAGUGUCUUCGUGUCCUGUCUUUCUUGGGUAUCACGUCCCAGUCAUGGUAACUAUCAAACGUGUAAGGAGGCCGAAAAGAAACUGUCGCACAUUCUUGAUCAGAUUCUUGACCCGCAACCGAUCCAGCAAGAUAUCUUCAACGAUGCGACAUCCGGGUUGUAUAAUUUUCUAGACUGGUACAACCCUGGAAACUGGGAUUUCAACUCGGAGUAUCUACCCUCAGCCGAUGGUUUUGUUCUUUGA
Messenger RNA from Aspergillus affinis, 3540 nucleotides. RefSeq names its product putative C6 transcription factor. Lineage: Eukaryota; Fungi; Ascomycota; Eurotiomycetes; Eurotiales; Aspergillaceae. Gene Ontology annotation, molecular function: DNA-binding transcription factor activity, RNA polymerase II-specific; DNA binding; transmembrane transporter activity. The record is from RefSeq and is a predicted model, not a curated record. The transcript is spliced from 12 exons. Bases 1 to 3540 code for a protein of 1179 amino acids. Gene Ontology annotation, cellular component: nucleus; membrane. Gene Ontology annotation, biological process: transmembrane transport; regulation of DNA-templated transcription; DNA-templated transcription.